GUUACUGCCUAUUAUUAUAUAGAAACUUUCUUCCAAAUCCAACGGCUCUCAUCUCUCCUCCGCCUCUCCUUUCCCAGCUCAUUGCUUAGGCUUCACUCUUUCCCUACUUGCCAGCUCACUCACUACCUGUCAUUUCCGUUCUUCCCACCGCCACCGCUUUCCCCAGCCCUGUAGCUUCGCACGCAUCGGUGGUCUCGCAUGCCUUUGCUCUCUUCCUCUCGCUGAGUGAUGUUUGAUUUUUAGGCCAUAUACUAUUACAUAAUAUUCACUGCCGUUGGAAAAAAAAAAAACACAACACAAUCUUCGAAUUUUCAGUGAUUGACACACCACGCCAUGUCCACACGUUCUUCUUCGUCCACAUCUUCUUCGUCUUCAUGUGGAUCUUCGGGAACUACCAUUGCAUGGAUCGGUUAUGGCAUAGCCGCCAUUACAGCUGCAGCGAUUGGAGCCCGCUUCUAUCUGGGUCAAACAACUAAGUUCCGAAGCCGGGUCGUUGGCAUUAUUCCCGCCCGUUUUGCUUCCUCCCGCUUUGAGGGCAAGCCUCUCGUUCAGAUCCUCGGGAAGCCCAUGAUCCAGAGAACAUGGGAAAGGGCAAAGCUUGCGGGUUCGUUGGAUCAUAUUGUUGUGGCCACGGAUGAUGAUAAGAUUGCAGAAUGCUGCCGAGGGUUUGGUGCUGAUGUCAUAAUGACCUCAGUGUCUUGUCGAAAUGGUACCGAGCGUUGCAAUGAAGCACUUCAGAAGCUUGAUAAGAAGUAUGACAUAGUUGUCAACAUUCAGGGUGAUGAGCCUCUUCUUGAACCUGAGAUUAUUGAUGGAAUUGUAAAAGCUUUGCAGGAUGCACCAGAUGCAGUAUUUAGCACUGCAGUUACAUCUUUAAAACCAGAAGAUGCAUUUGAUCCUAAUAGAGUGAAAUGCGUGGUGGACAAUCGAGGUUAUGCGAUCUACUUUUCUAGGGGGUUGAUUCCAUAUAACAAGUCAGGGAAAGUCAAUCCACAGUUUCCAUAUUUACUUCAUCUUGGAAUUCAGAGCUACGAUUCCAAGUUUCUCAAGAUAUAUCCUGAGCUUGAGCCUACUCCCUUACAACUAGAAGAGGAUCUGGAGCAGCUUAAAGUCCUUGAAAAUGGAUACAAGAUGAAGGUGAUUAUGGUUGACCAUGAAGCUCAUGGUGUUGACAUUCCAGAAGAUGUUGAGAAGAUAGAAUCUCUCAUGCGUCAGAAGAAUUUGUCUUAGGUAUUUUUUUUUUUUUUUUGGAAGAAAGAAUUUGUCUUAGUUUGUUUGUAUACUACACAUCUAUAUUAUAGAAAAACACAAUCAAAGUUGUCCAUUUAAACUUGAUUAUUAGUGGCUCGACGCUUCGAGCCAAUUGUCUGGUUCACUUGGUUAAGGGAAAAAUAAGAGUGUUAAUUAAAUAACCAACCAGAUAUAUUUAUGUUUUUGUCCAGCUGUAAUCACUCUUUGUAAGUCCAUUUUUUGUAUUCAUUGUCAUUAAGACUGUGCUCUA
Molecule: messenger RNA, 1501 nt
Organism: Humulus lupulus (European hop)
Lineage: Eukaryota; Viridiplantae; Streptophyta; Magnoliopsida; Rosales; Cannabaceae
Product: 3-deoxy-manno-octulosonate cytidylyltransferase, mitochondrial-like
Exons: 9
Coding region: 334-1230 (298 amino acids)
Cellular component (GO): cytosol
Molecular function (GO): 3-deoxy-manno-octulosonate cytidylyltransferase activity
Source: RefSeq, a predicted model, not a curated record